Pungitius pungitius (ninespine stickleback) is the source of this 746-nucleotide messenger RNA. It is a transcript of the gene meig1, whose product is annotated as meiosis/spermiogenesis associated 1. The coding region runs from base 143 to 418 and encodes 91 amino acids. The transcript is spliced from 3 exons. Lineage: Eukaryota; Metazoa; Chordata; Actinopteri; Perciformes; Gasterosteidae. Gene Ontology annotation, cellular component: nucleus. The record is from RefSeq and is a predicted model, not a curated record.
AACCUUCGGCCUGCGUCCUCCAACACAGAAGAAGAAAGUUCACCGUAACCAGGCAACCAAAGAGAAGCUAACUAUUACCACCGGCUAACCUCUCUGGCGUCUACAAAAAUAACAAUUUAAAAAAUAGAUCAUCAUCACGGCUAUGUCAACUGCUACUGAUAACAACUCCAAGCCCAGGGCUAUGAGCAGAGCCAAAGAAUGGACGGCAGAGGUGGAAAACCUGUUCAGAUUCCAGCAGGCCGGCUACAGAGAUGAAAUGGAGUACAGACAAAUCCAACAAGGAGCCUUGAUUGACAAAUGGCCAAAGUCCGGCUUCGUGAAGAAGCUCCAACGUCGAGACAACACGGUCUUUCACUACAGCAGGAAGAGGGAAUGUGAGGACCGUGAUGUCAACAAAGUCUUAGUUUAUUCAUAUUAAGGUGUUCUUCUUCAGAUAAUAUAACGGUAGCCUGACAACACACACUCUCAGACGCGUGUCCCCUUUGAAGGUGAAAGAUGAAAACUGCCCGUGGGAAUUGCUUUGUGGACACCUAGUGUGUGAUUGUGUCUUGGAGUCUUGGUGUCUGUGUCGACACGAUUCACCCUUAAAGUCUGCCCAUCAAUCUCCAUUAGUAAACCAGACCAGAAGUGUGUCGCAACAAAAAUAGCGAGGAUGCCCUUUUUAACUUUUACCCCUAUAUUUUUUGAUGUUGUGUUUAUUUGUAGUUGAAGAUGUCACAAAGUGGUUAAUAAAACUACGUCAUGUU